AUGGAGCGGCCGGGGAGCAACGGGAGCUGCCCGGGCUGCCGGCUGGAGGGGGGUCCGUCGGCGCGGGCCGCCACCGCCCUGGCGGCCGUGCUCAUCUUCACCAUCGUGGUGGACGUGCUGGGCAACGCGCUGGUCAUCCUCUCGGUGCUGAGGAACAAGAAGCUCCGCAACGCCGGCAACAUCUUUGUCGUCAGUUUGUCUGUCGCAGACCUUGUGGUUGCGGUUUAUCCAUACCCUCUGAUCUUGAGUGCCAUUUUCCAUAACGGAUGGACCAUGGGAAAUGUUCAUUGCCAGAUAAGUGGGUUCCUGAUGGGCUUAAGUGUCAUUGGGUCCAUUUUCAACAUCACGGCGAUUGCAAUCAACCGCUACUGCUACAUCUGCCACAGCCUUCGGUACGAUAAGCUCUUCAACCUGAAGAACACCUGCUGCUAUCUCUGCCUGACCUGGAUACUCACAGUGGUGGCAAUUGUGCCAAACUUCUUCGUUGGGUCCUUGCAGUAUGACCCCCGGAUUUACUCCUGCACCUUUGCCCAGACGGUGAGUACAUCAUACACCAUCACAGUGGUGGUGGUUCACUUCAUCGUUCCACUGUCCAUUGUGACAUUUUGCUACCUACGGAUCUGGAUUUUGGUGAUUCAAGUCAAACACCGGGUGAGACAAGACUGCAAGCAGAAGCUCAGAGCAGCUGACAUCCGGAAUUUCUUGACUAUGUUUGUGGUUUUUGUCCUCUUCGCUGUGUGCUGGGGACCAUUAAACUUUAUUGGCCUUGCUGUUUCGAUUAAUCCUUCAAAAGUGCAGCCACACAUUCCAGAAUGGCUUUUUGUCCUGAGCUAUUUUAUGGCCUAUUUUAACAGCUGCCUCAAUGCUGUGAUCUAUGGGCUUCUUAACCAAAAUUUCCGGAAGGAGUACAAAAGGAUACUGCUGACACUCCGGACUCCCAGGCUGCUGUUCAUAGAUGUGUCCAAGGGUGGGACAGAAGGGAUGAAAAGCAAGCCAUCUCCAGCUGUAACAAACAACAACAACCAAGCUGAAAUACACUUAUGA
Gavia stellata (red-throated loon) is the source of this 1044-nucleotide messenger RNA. It is a transcript of the gene GPR50, whose product is annotated as G protein-coupled receptor 50. The coding region runs from base 1 to 1044 and encodes 347 amino acids. Gene Ontology annotation, cellular component: membrane. Gene Ontology annotation, biological process: G protein-coupled receptor signaling pathway. The transcript is spliced from 2 exons. Gene Ontology annotation, molecular function: melatonin receptor activity. NCBI's taxonomy places the organism in Eukaryota, Metazoa, Chordata, Aves, Gaviiformes, Gaviidae. The record is from RefSeq and is a predicted model, not a curated record.